AUGCCUGACCAGAGCCACCAGUCUGAUAUGCGAAGGUCGAUAUUCAACAAGGGCCCGAACUUCACCCUAGAGACCUUUUCAAACCGAGACUUCAUCGUCAAGGACUUCAUCGAGUCUCUCUCCGACGCUGCGAUCCAGCGCCGCUCCGGAGGCAUCGGGAACCAGCCCUUCGACCCCAAACCCCUUAUCCGCGCCUUCGAACAUGCGCAACGCCGUCUAACCGAGUUAUCGGGGGAUCUGGAACAGCGCGAGAAUGAGCUGUCUGCGGCUGUGCGGAAGGCAGAAGCUCAACAUACGCAGAACGCAAGCAAUCUGGGCUGGAAGUUGAAUCAAGCUAUCGAGUCGUUCCAGAAGCUAGACACCUCGUUGAACGGGCCCCGGCGACCUUCUACACGGGAUGGACCGUCGAGUGGGAACGGGAAUGUGGCCGUUGAGACAGGGAAGAAGCUGGAAGAGCUAGAUCGCCAGAGACGUAAAGCUCUGGAUGCACAUUUCCUCAUCGGAUGCUGGGAUGAAGUGAGCAAUCGCGGGGAGCUGACGAUGCUGGAAAAUCUACGGCGCUCGGGGAGCGGAGAGGGAAAAGUUCGGUCUGCGCGCAUCGCCAGACAGCUGUUACGGAUAAGCCAGAGACUGGAUCCGUUGAGCUGGAGUGAAAAUAACGGAGGUGGUGAGAAUAUACCACCUAGCCCUGGAGAUCACUCGGCCAACGGUAACGGUCCCAAGAGGAGGAACACACGAGAGAUCAUCGAGAAAUUCUCAGAAACGCUCGAGAAGGACCUGCUGAAACAGUUUGAUCAUUUCUAUCGAAAGGCAAACUUCGAAGGCAUGAAGGACUGCGCGAGCGUGCUACAUGAUUUCAACGGAGGAGCUAGUGUCAUUGCUCUAUUCGUCAAUCAACAUCAAUUCUUCAUAGACCGCAGUCAGCUUAUCUCUGAAGAAGUCAGCGGAGAUUCUGAAGCCUGGGAGCAGCUCGCAGACCCUGAUGCAGAGUCUCCAGGGGCAGAGCCCAGCCUGCAGUCGCUGGUCGACGAGGUCCAAGUGGUUGUCCAGGAGGAAUCAGCAAUCAUCAAACGAGCUUUCCCCUAUUACGAACAGGUUCUCAGCAAGUUUUUGCAGAGAGUGUUCCAACAGUCGAUACAGCAACGCCUUGAGCUUGUCUUGGAUAAAGCUAGUUCCGUGUCCUCUUUGGCGUUUCUGAGAACCCUACAAUCGGCACGGAGCUAUAUAAGUGCUCUAGUUGACGACCUGAAAGCUCAUGGGCUGACUGAACACCCGGAUACCAUGUCGUCACAGACCGCGAUAUUCCUCGACCAGCAACUAGAGGAACUUUUCAUACCAUAUCUCAUGGGAUCGUCCUACAUUGAAAGGGAGAAGAACAAUCUGGAAGAGCUUUACACGUCCCUCAUGUUCAAGUUUGUUACCUUCCACUCCCGACGAAAGAAGACACCCACAACAUUCAUGUCCUCCCUUGCAAAGUCAGGGAGUGAACUACUCGCCUCAGCAAGAGAUGCAUAUAUAAAUAGCCUCGACUCUUCCGAUUUCACACCCACCCAACGCAAAAUGCUUCUACGAGUUGCUGGGCUCAAAGAGAACGGCGAAUUACAAAAACAAAACGAGAUCGAGCUCACGGAAGAAGACGGACAGCUAAGCGUUGCGUUUGCUAAACGCAUGCUCCGAUGGCUGGCAGAAGGCGUCGGUAGAAGUCUAGAACUUAGCGUGAGCAGCGAGACACCAAAGGAUGUGUCCACGCUUCUCAACAUGCUCUUAUCCAGGAUGGGCGAGGGAUACAUUGAAAUGGCCCUCGAUGCAUCACUGGAUUCCGCCCAUGCUCAAGAAUCCGGCAAAGCCGAGCCGGACUUUAACUAUUUGACCACUCUAAGAACGGCUAUCAGCGUGACAUACCUAAUGAUGACUUGCAUCAACGCUGUGCUAGUUCCGUUGGCCGCAUCUAAUAUAACAAUAAAAAGAGACAUGGAGAAGAAGACCAAUCUGAUAAUGCAUCGCAUUGAGGAAAAGAUCAACUCAAUUGAACAGAAAACCGUCGAUGUAACCCUUGCUUGGGUUGCGCGAGUUCUCUCGGGUCAGAAGAAGAACGAUUUCCGACCGAAGGAGGGUGUGGCGGACGAAACUGGAUGGCUAGAAAUGCUCCAAACACCGACCUGUGCAUCUAUCUCGGGUUUCCUUACUCGACUGCAUAAUAUAACCCUGACAUCACUGCCGUCUAGCGGUUCCAACGUACGAAUAUUCCUCACUGAAAUCGCCCUAGGUACUCGGGCAUUACUCCUGGAUCAUUUCAAAAAGUUCCCUGUCAACGCCCCUGGUGGCCUCAUGGUGACGAAAGAUAUGACCCGGUACACCGAACUGUUGCGGUCCUGGAACAUCGACGAGGCCGUCAAAGGCGUUGGUGGAGCCUUGGAUGUGUUGCUUGAAGUCGGUAGUCUCUUCGUCAUCGGACCGCAAGCACUCAAGGAACGGGUCCGGGCGGGAACGGCUGGUGGAAGCAGUGGUGCUUCAGGGGGUGCUGCCGGUAGUGGCGGGACAGCAGGUGGAAGCCAAGGUAAAUCGAAUGCCGGCCUCAGCGUGCAGGAGGUGCGUGCUUAUGUGUUGCGUCGCGAGGAUUCGGGGAGCGUUGCGAUGCAGGGGGUUUUCAACGCAUUUUGA
This is a messenger RNA of Arthroderma uncinatum, 2661 nucleotides long. RefSeq names its product exocyst complex component protein. The transcript is spliced from 2 exons. Lineage: Eukaryota; Fungi; Ascomycota; Eurotiomycetes; Onygenales; Arthrodermataceae. Bases 1 to 2661 code for a protein of 886 amino acids. Gene Ontology annotation, cellular component: exocyst; cytoplasm. Gene Ontology annotation, biological process: exocytosis; Golgi to plasma membrane transport. The record is from RefSeq and is a predicted model, not a curated record.